CUUCCUUCUUCUUCUUCCACAAUCCCAUGCCAUCCGUCAAACUCUCACAACCCAAAAAGGGGUCCUUUUCACAGAGCUUGGUCGACAGAGAAGAAAAAACGUUAACAACUUCCAAAGUCCUCCUUGGAAAUUCAUGCCGUGUGUAAACUCCUCCUGGUGACUCACACCCUUCUCCUUCCUUUUUUUCAAAGAGUGUUGCUUUCCUUCACCAAAACGCGCAAACAACAACAACCAUCUAUACAUCAUCUUUCAUCGAUUGAAGAAGUUUCAAAGUUUCGCGAUUCAAGAAUCAUCGAACCCGAUUAAACACUAGUAGUCAACAAGAUGGCUUCCGCGGCGAUAUUCUCGUCGUUGCGGCGGAGGAGGUCGCCGUCGCUGGAGGCGUUUCUAGCGCCGGUGGACCUCUCGGACGUGGCGCUGGUGCAGACUCUGGUAUCGGUGACGGCGGAGAUCGUGUCGUCGUUUUCGGACAAGUUGUUUUAUUUCCAGAGACGGAAUUCGAGGUCGUUGGUGCGGAAAGUCGAGGUGUUUCUGGUGCUUCUGGACUGCUUAAACGACUCCUCCGCCGGGUCGUCAGCUCUGCCGUGGACGGCGGUGAUCUGUUUAAAGGAGCUUUAUUUGCUGCUAUACAGAUCCAAGAUUCUCCUCGAUUACUGCGCCCAGUCCAGUAAGCUCUGGCUGCUUCUCCAGAACCAUCCGAUUUCCGGCCAUUUCCAUGACCUGAAUCAGGAAAUCUCGACGCUUCUGGACGUUUUUCCGAUCGAAGAAGUCGAGCUGGGGGAAGACGUGAGGGAGCAGAUUGAGCUUCUGCAGAGUCAGGCAAGGAGGGCGAAGCUGUUGAUUGAUGAAGCAGACGAGGAUCUGAGGAUUCAGUUCUUUCGGUUUCUUAGUGAAUUCGAGAAGGGGCGAGUGCCGCAUUCGGAUGAACUCUGGGUGUUUUUCGUGGAGAGAUUGGGGAUUAGGGAUGCCAGGAGUUGCAGGCAUGAGAUUGAGUUUUUGGAAGAGCAGAUUGUGAAUCAUGAGGGUGAUGUGGAGCCUACUGUGUCUGUGAUCAAUGGGUUUGUGGCGUUUACAAGGUACUGCAGGUUCUUGCUUUUCGGAUUCGAGGAAGAUGAGGUGGAGUUGGGAGGAGGAGCUGGGAGUCAGAAGAAGGCGAGGAAGGGUUUGAUUAGUCAGGAGAUUGCGGAUACUUUUGUUUCGAUUCCUAAGGACUUUUGCUGUCCUAUCAGUUUGGAUUUGAUGAGGGAGCCUGUGAUAAUCGCGACUGGGCAGACAUAUGAAAGGAGUUCGAUUUCGAGGUGGCUGGAGGAAGGGCAUUGUACUUGUCCGAAAACAGGUCAAAUGCUGCCUCAUACCAAGCUUGUUCCGAAUAAGGCGUUGAGGAAUUUGAUCUUGCAGUGGUGCACUGCUUAUGGAGUUCCUUAUGAUGCUCCGGAGUGUAGUGAAGCAUCGGCAGAGAGCUUUGCGGGGGCUUCUCCGUCUAAGGCUGCACUUGCAGCGAAUAGAGCUACAGCGGGGCUUUUGAUCAAGAGGCUAGCGGAGGAUGGAUCGAUAUGUGCACAAACUAUAGCUGCUAGGGAGAUUCGGUUGCUGGCCAAGACUGGAAGAGAGAACCGUGCUUUCAUUGCGGAAGCUGGGGCAAUUCCCCAUCUUCGGAAGUUGCUUUCUUCUCCAAACUCGGUUGCACAGGAGAACUCUGUGACUGCAAUGCUUAACCUAUCAAUUUAUGACAAGAACAAAAGCAGGAUUAUGGAUGAAGAAGGGUGUUUGGGAUCGAUUGUGGAUGUGCUGAGGUUUGGCCACACAACAGAAGCAAGGGAGAACGCCGCGGCAACUUUGUUUAGUCUGUCUGCAGUUCAUGACUACAAGAAGAGAAUAGCAGAUGAGGAAGGGGCAAUUGAAGCCUUGGCCGGGCUGCUGUUACAUGGCACCCAAAGAGGAAAGAAGGAUGCUGUGACAGCUUUGUUUAAUUUGUCGACGCACACAGAAAAUUGCGCAAGAAUGAUUGAGGCUGGGGCUGUAACAGCAUUGGUAAGUGCAUUGGGAAUUGACGGUGUUGCUGAGGAAGCAGCAGGUGCACUGGCCUUGAUUGUUAGGCAGCCACUUGGGGCUAAAGCGGUAGCAAAAGAGGAAAUGGCAGUGGCCGGUUUAAUAGGGAUGAUGCGUUGCGGGACUCCAAGGGGUAAAGAAAAUGCAGUUGCAGCUUUGCUUGAGUUGUGUCGGAGUGGUGGAGCUGCUGCAACUGAGAGAGUAGUCAAGGCACCGUCUUUGGCUGGUUUGCUUCAGACGUUGCUUUUCACUGGUACAAAGAGGGCAAGAAGAAAGGCGGCAUCUCUUGCUAGAGUGUUCCAAAGGUGUGAGAAUGCAUCGACAAUGCAUUUUGGUGGCCUCGGAGUAGGAUACGCAUUUGCAGGUAACUCAGCUGCAAAUCGUGAUACGAGUUUCGUUGGUGAUGUCUCAGUGCAAAUGUCCAUUUCGGUGCCUGUGUUAUAGUGGUAAACAUCCACCCUAGAUUUGUAGUCUUACUUGUUAUAUGUGCUCCCAUUUUUGUUGGAAAUAUUACACAUUCUUUCAUUGAAAUCAUAAAGAAGUCACAGGAAUAUAUCCAAUGUGCUUUAACAGGACAUCUUCUGUUGUCAAUCUGUUAGUGUUAAUACACAUGUAAUCCUUAUUGAUUUGGUAAACCAAAGCAGCAAGUGUUCACUACUUUUCAG
Molecule: messenger RNA, 2714 nt
Organism: Fragaria vesca subsp. vesca
Lineage: Eukaryota; Viridiplantae; Streptophyta; Magnoliopsida; Rosales; Rosaceae
Product: U-box domain-containing protein 17-like
Exons: 1
Coding region: 325-2493 (722 amino acids)
Biological process (GO): protein ubiquitination
Cellular component (GO): cytoplasm; nucleus
Molecular function (GO): protein binding; ubiquitin-protein transferase activity
Source: RefSeq, a predicted model, not a curated record